GAGAGAGAGAGGAGAGAGAGACAGAGCAAAAGGGCACAGUCCGUUCGAAGCUCUCCCUUCUCUGAAUCGGCACCCACUGAAGCGCGAAAUGACCUCCAGAUCGCUUCCUCAUCUCUUCAGAGCUCGUUCUCAUCUUCUCCUUCGGUCCCAAAUUCGAAACCCUAAACCCUCUUCCCUUCCUCUAAAACCUCUCCAAAGAUUCUGCUCAUCCGACGCAUCUCCUCCUCCUCCUCCGCCGCCGACAACUCAAACGCCGAAAGUCAAAAUCGCCGGCGGUGGUGGCGUUAAUCCAUCGCCCUUGUAUUCUUCUCUUGACGCCGACGAGGUCGCUAAGUUUGCCUCCAUUGCUGAAACCUGGUGGGACUUUGAAGGACCUUUUAAGCCAUUACAUUUGAUCAAUCCACCUCGGUUGUCUUUCAUUCGCUCAACGUUCUGUCGACAUUUCAGAAGAGAUCCCUAUUGCGCUAGGCCUUUUGAAGGGUUAAAAUUUAUUGAUGUUGGAUGUGGAGGUGGAAUUCUCUCAGAGCCUCUUGCUCGUAUGGGUGCCAUGGUUACAGGUAUUGAUGCUGUGGAAAAGAAUAUCAAGAUUGCUCGUGUCCAUGCUGGAUUUGAUCCGCUUACUUCAUCUAUUGACUAUUCCUGCACAACAGCUGAACAAUUGGUUAGAGAAAAUAAAAUGUUUGAUGCUGUGCUUGCUCUUGAGGUGAUUGAGCAUGUUGCAGAUCCUUCAGAGUUUUGCAAGUCUCUUGCUGCAUUAACUGCUCCAAAUGGUGCUACUGUGAUCUCCACCAUUAACCGCUCUGUAAGAUCAUAUGCUGCUGCAAUUGUUGCUGCUGAAUACCUUCUAAAGUGGAUCCCAAGGGGCACACAUGAAUGGUCCAAAUUUCUUUCCCCAGAAGAACUAGUAAUGAUCAUGCGAAGAUCUUCAAUAUCUGUAAGGCACAUGAUUUCCUGUGUUUACAAUUAUGAAACUGGAGAGUGGUCUCUCUCCGAUGAUACCAGUGUAAAUUUUAUUGCUUUUGGUACUAAGCAGGGAUAGUGGAGAAACUUUGUGAAUACCAUGUAUCAAUAAUCUUUAUCACAUCAUAUACAGUAUUAUCUAGAGGGCAUAAUAUAUUAUUGCAUGCCUCCAACAGGUUACAUGAUUUUUACCUUCUUUUGUUUUCUUUCAAUUUUGAAAACAUGUUGUAUUUUUGAAAUCUUUGAGCACGGGGGUCAGAUUUUCAUUACCUAUGCUUCAUGUAGCCCUGAUUAUUGCAAAAUAAGCUUUGAGUUUUAUAGACACUGAUCAAUCCAGUGUUCUACA
Asparagus officinalis (garden asparagus) is the source of this 1306-nucleotide messenger RNA. Its product is annotated as ubiquinone biosynthesis O-methyltransferase, mitochondrial. The record is from RefSeq and is a predicted model, not a curated record. The transcript is spliced from 9 exons. Gene Ontology annotation, biological process: ubiquinone biosynthetic process. Gene Ontology annotation, molecular function: 2-methoxy-6-polyprenyl-1,4-benzoquinol methyltransferase activity. Lineage: Eukaryota; Viridiplantae; Streptophyta; Magnoliopsida; Asparagales; Asparagaceae. The coding region runs from base 89 to 1039 and encodes 316 amino acids.